GUUAUGGUGGCCAAUAAGAAGAGUCAGGAGCAGAUGACAGAAGACCUUUCGCUUUUCCUUGGAAACAAUACUGUCAGGUUUACUGUAUGGCAAGCAGCAAAUUUGGUACCUCGCUGAAAUGUUUUUGCUCACCAACAUGUCUCGAAGAAUAUUGUCGGUAAACACAAAGCGUAUUGGAAGAACCCAAGUUGUAUUAAGUGCUGUGAAUUGUAUAUUUUUUAGGCUCCAUGGUGUUUUGGAUAAGCUGCGAUCUGUAACUACUGAGCCAUCUGGUACAAAAUCUUCAGAACCUAAUAUUUUUGAGAGCAACCAUUCUUCCAGCAAAAGUAGCUCAUGUGUGAGUGAUGAGAGGAGGCGUGAGGAUACCUUGCCACCUCUUCCAGUCUCCAGCACUCGAUCUGAAAGAACUGACUCAAGAGUUUCAACCAGUUCACAGGAACAAAGAAACACUGCUUCACGGCAGUCUUGUGAAGAUGGUUCUGCCUCCCGCUUAAUGUCUACAGUCAAGCCCUUGAGGGAAUUGUCACCUUCUGAAGCUGUAAUUGACAUUAAACCCGAACCAGAUGAUCUAAUUGAUGAGGACCUAAACUUUGUACAGGAGAAUCCUUUGUCACGGAAGAAACCUAUUGUAACUGUAACUUACGGUUCUUCUCGACCUACUGCUGAAAUCUACCGACCACCAGCUAGCAGGAGUGCAGAUGGCAGCUUACAGGUGCACAGAUUGCCGCAGCAAGGCAACCUGCAGGGGAGCCGGCCGUUAGAUACACAGAGCUGCAGGUCUUUGGAAACAGUCCAGCUGUGCAAUCCAGAAGCAUUUGGCAGCUUAGCGGAGAGUUACAGACCCACCUCCAAACUCAGUGCCGAUAAAGUGGGCAGUGAGGAAGAAGGCUCCAGGAAGAGAAGGUUGCCUAUUGUAAGCUCAGUAGUCAAGGUUAAAAAGUUCUGUAACGACGGUGAAGAAGAGGAGGAGGAGGAGGACUAUGGACUGCGGACAGGAAGCAUCUCCAGCAGUGUGUCUGUACCUGCAAAGCCAGAAAGAAGACCUUCGCUGCCACCUUCAAAACAGGCCAAUAAGAAUUUAAUACUGAAAGCAAUCUCCGAAGCACAGGAAUCAGUUACAAAAACAACAAAUUAUUCUGCAGUUCCACAGAAACAGACUGUUCCCGUUGCACCAAGAACUCGAAUCAGCCCAGAAGAAUCUCACUUAGAAGUAAUCCAUCUGCAAAGCAGACUCCCUGCUCUGUGUUCUCAGCUUCAAGUAGAAGAGCCAAAGGAGCAGACAGUUGAAGGAAUUCAAGGAGCAGAACAAAAGGAGCUCUCUUCUCGGCUGCAGGUAGAUCCCAUCGUUGAGGAUACCUUGCAAAUAACUCAAGAUUAUUACGAUGGAGAAUCGAUGGUCCAUACUGAUACGAGGUCAUUCAUCUUGAAGAAGCCCAAACUGUCUGAGGAAAUAGCACCACAGAAUCAGCAACUGGGAAAGAGGGCCACAGAGGCAAUGCGAGUGCUCUCGGGACGUCUGAUACAGACACGAGACCAGAUUGCACAGCCAGAGAAACCUGCUAGUCCCAAGUUCAUCGUGACACUGGAUGGUGUGCCCAGUCCCCCGGGAUACCUUUCAGAUCAAGAAGAGGAAGAUAUGUACAUAACUGAAGGAUUAAAGCCAAUUACCCAAAAUAUAUGUGCAGGCAAAGGAUUGAAAGGCCUUCGAGCACAGCAGAUUGUAACCCGGCAGCUAGACAAUUCUGAUGUGGAAAUGGAACAGCUGAAUGUGCUACAGAAACAGGAGAAGGUGCUCGAGCGCUGCAAGUACUGGCCUGCUUGCAAAAAUGGAGAUGAAUGUGUGUACCAUCACCCCACACAGCCUUGCAAAGUUUUUCCCAACUGCAAGUUUGCUGAUAAAUGCUUGUUCAUCCAUCCAAACUGUAAAUAUGAUGCGAAAUGCACUAAGCCAGACUGCCCUUACACUCAUGCCAGUCGACGAAACCCCCUUCCAUCUCCAAAACCAGCACCACUGCCCACACAGUCUAUAUCCUCCAGCAGCCCGCUGUGCAAGUUUUUUCCUGCUUGUAAGAAAAUGGAAUGUCCAUUUUACCACCCAAAACAUUGUAGGUUUAACACCCAGUGUACAAGGCCAGACUGCACAUUCUACCAUCCAACUAUUGCUGUCCCUCCACGCCAUGCCUUGAAAUGGACUCGAACUCAAACCAGUGAAUGACGGUGAUACAAAUGGGGACUGAACUUUGCCUCCUUUGGACAGUAGUGGAAAGGACAGUUAACCACUGGGCACGGGAUGUUAGAAGAAUUCAUGCGUUUUGAACUUUUAAUAUACAUUGUUUUCAUAAAACAAAGUUGAUUGCAUACUUGAAAUGUCUCUAAUUUUCCAAGUUUGUAAGCUUGAGCAAUUUUACAUUUUUUUUUUACACGGUAAGAUGAUGUCUGUGUAAUAAAGUUUACUUUAAAUUCCAUUAAAAACUUUCAAAGCACA
Messenger RNA from Meleagris gallopavo (turkey), 2485 nucleotides. It is a transcript of the gene ZC3H14, whose product is annotated as zinc finger CCCH-type containing 14. Gene Ontology annotation, cellular component: cytoplasm; nucleus. The record is from RefSeq and is a predicted model, not a curated record. NCBI's taxonomy places the organism in Eukaryota, Metazoa, Chordata, Aves, Galliformes, Phasianidae. Gene Ontology annotation, molecular function: metal ion binding; poly(A) binding. Gene Ontology annotation, biological process: regulation of mRNA stability.